This is a messenger RNA of Syzygium oleosum, 1569 nucleotides long. Its product is annotated as probable aspartic proteinase GIP2. Gene Ontology annotation, molecular function: aspartic-type endopeptidase activity. Bases 39 to 1364 code for a protein of 441 amino acids. The transcript has a single exon. Lineage: Eukaryota; Viridiplantae; Streptophyta; Magnoliopsida; Myrtales; Myrtaceae. Gene Ontology annotation, biological process: proteolysis. The record is from RefSeq and is a predicted model, not a curated record.
AUCCUUCUGUAGCUCUCUCAAAUUUCUCAGUUAUCGCCAUGGCUUCUUACUCUUUCCACUUGCUCAUGCUUUGCUCUAUCCUAUCAGUCACAUUCCCCAUCACUUCCCAAGCCUCUUUCAGGCCCAAAGCCCUCGUCCUCCCGGUCACCAAGGACUCCUCGACUCUCCAGUACCUCGCCGCCCUCCACCAGAGAACCCCCCUAGUCCCGGUCAAAUUGACCCUCGACCUUGGCGGCGAGUUCCUUUGGGUCGAGUGCGACCGAGGCUUCUCAUCGGCCACCUACAGCCCCGUCCACUGCCGCUCGGCCUCGUGCUCGCAAGCCCCCGGGGCGCCCCACAAGUAUUGCAGCUCCUGCCGCUCCAGGGCCGGGCCCCUGUGCAACAACAACACGUGCACGGUCCACGUGGAUAACACCAUCAUCGGCACUAUCACCGGCGCCGAGCUGGCCCGGGACGUGUUGUCGGUCCAGUCCACCGACGGGUUGGGGCCGGGCCGGGCCGUCUCGGUGCCCGGGUUCCUCUUCUCCUGCAGCAGGAGUUUCCACCUGGAGGGCCUGGCUAGUGGGGUCCUGGGGAUGGCGGGGCUAGGGAGGACCAGGACUUCACUCCCCUCCCAAUUCUCAGCCUCCUUCAGCUUUGCUAGGAAGUUUGCCAUUUGCUUGAGCCCAUCCUCAAGCUCCAGUGGAGUGGCCUUCUUUGGUGAUGGCCCCUACAUGAUGCUCCCUGGGAUCGAUGUCUCCAAGUCCCUCUACUUCACUCCCCUCAUCACUACCCCUGCGAGCGAUGUGCCAGGUCACGUUGGCAAUCCCUCAUCGGAAUACUACAUUGAACUCAAGUCCAUCAAAGUGAACCAGAACCCGGUCCCGUUGAACUUGUCCCUCCUGGUCAUCAACAAACAAGGCUAUGGAGGAACCAAAAUCAGCACCGUGGACCCGUACACCGUGUUGGAGACCUCGAUCUACAGGGCCGUGGUCGGGGCUUUCGCCAAGGAACUUUCGACAGUCCCGAGAGUGGCGCCAAUUAAGCCUUUCGAGGCAUGUUUUGACUCGAGGAACAUCUCAAGCACAAGGACCGGGCCGGCCGUGCCGACGAUCAAUUUGGUGUUCCCAAGUAGGGAUAGGAAGAGGAUUUGGCAUUGGGGGAUAUUUGGGGCUAAUUCGAUGGUGCAAGUGAAGGAGGGUGUGCUGUGCUUGGGCUUUGUGGAUGGUGGGUUGAAUCCAUUGACUCCAGUAGUGAUUGGAGGGCAUCAAUUGGAGGACCAUUUGCUGCAAUUUGAUCUGGCCUCGUCGGCCUUUGGGUUCAGCUCUUCUCUGCAUUUCAGGCAGACGACCUGCUCAAACUUCAACUUCACUACCAAAGCUUAGUGGGAAUGGUCCCACCGUGAGUUACUACUCUUUAAUAAAUGGCCAGACAUUGUUGUGGCGUGAAUCGGGUGACCCGCUUGUCAAAGAUAAAAUUUGCGUUUUGGCCUGUUUUGAUACUUGUAACUUGUCUAAUCAUUUUCAUCUCUAGAGAUGUGUAAUAAAUGUUUACUGGUUGAUAAGAUAUUCUAGUAUAUGUUGUCUCUUA